GCAGCUGUGACUAUGCGUCAUGACGUCAGCCGCCCUGCUCCUGGCGUGCAGCUUUCAGAAUAAAGCGCCUCUCUGUCAAAUGUUCUGGGUCUCGGGUUCGGACGAACUUCCAGCGGGGUUCUGAGUCCAGCCAGGAGUCGUUUUCAUGCGGUUCUUGUUUCCGAAUCGGGUCGGUUCUGGUUUGAGCUGCGGUCCCAAAAACUGAACUCGGGUUGGAGUAGCAAUACGUGAACAUAUUUUGACCAAAACAAGAGUAAAAGUAUUCGUCCAAUCAGGAUGUCGACAACGUCUCAGAAACACCGCAACUUUGUAUCGGAGCCGAUGGCGGACAAACCGGUCACGGCGCUGGCCGGGAUCGGAGACAGACUGGGCCACAGCCUGAUGGAACAGGGCUACGAUAAGGCCUACGUGGUUCUGGGUCAGUUCCUGCUGCUGAGGAAAGACACGGAGCUGUUCUGCUAUUGGCUGAAGGAUGUCGCUGCAGCCAGUAGCAAGCAGGCUGAAGACUGCGCCCAGUGCCUGAAGGAGUGGUGCGACGCCUUCCUGUGAGGAAGCCACGCCCAUUCCACAGAGGCCCCGCCCCUCCAGUUCCCGCUCUGCGUUGCUGUUCACAGUUGCCAGAUUUUCUCCUCCUUAUUCUGUAAAUGUUUGUCAUUAAAUCUCUUUGCCCAGAU
Gambusia affinis (western mosquitofish) is the source of this 674-nucleotide messenger RNA. RefSeq names its product barrier-to-autointegration factor A-like. The coding region runs from base 277 to 549 and encodes 90 amino acids. Gene Ontology annotation, molecular function: DNA binding. The transcript has 4 exons. The record is from RefSeq and is a predicted model, not a curated record. Lineage: Eukaryota; Metazoa; Chordata; Actinopteri; Cyprinodontiformes; Poeciliidae.